Contarinia nasturtii (swede midge) is the source of this 1319-nucleotide messenger RNA. RefSeq names its product dual specificity mitogen-activated protein kinase kinase dSOR1-like. The coding region runs from base 171 to 1319 and encodes 382 amino acids. NCBI's taxonomy places the organism in Eukaryota, Metazoa, Arthropoda, Insecta, Diptera, Cecidomyiidae. Gene Ontology annotation, biological process: protein phosphorylation. Gene Ontology annotation, molecular function: protein kinase activity; ATP binding. The record is from RefSeq and is a predicted model, not a curated record. The transcript is spliced from 5 exons.
UGCACCCUAAUGAGCGUUGGCUCAUUAAGACAUCGCUUGUGACAUCGAAAAUGGGUAUAAAUACCAUGACUUCACUUCAUCCACAUCAUUCUUCUCGUGUUGUUCGUCAUAUAUUGAGAUCAAAUUCUCUUCCUCUCGAAUUUUAACUAAAAUCAAUUUAAAAACACAAGAUGUCAAAGAAUAGAUUGAAUUUAACAUUGCCACCUGCUUCAGCGGAUACAUCGAAUCCACCGAAUGUUCCAACCCCACCCCUCAAAACACCAUCUCGUGCAAAUCGUGCGGAUUUGUUGAAUCAACCUAAAAACAGCAUUGACACAAUAACACAAACACUUCAACAGUUGGAUGUUGAAAAGCCUGCUUUAAACCGCAGUCAAAAAGAGCAAAUGGGUGAAAUUCUUGAUGAAGAUUUGGAAACACUUGCUGAACUAGGUUCCGGCAGUGGAGGUGUUGUGAUAAAAGUACGUCACAUUCCCACGCAAUCGACUAUGGCACGAAAAAAGAUUCAUUUAGAAUUGAAACCGCUAGUUAAAAAGCAAAUUAUUCGUGAAUUAAAGGUGCUGCAUGACUUCAAUUUUCCGCAUAUUGUUGGCUUUUACGGUGCUUUUCAAAACGAUGGUGAAAUUAGCAUUUGCAUGGAGUACAUGGAUGGCGGUUCAUUGGAUUUGAUUUUAAAGUGGGCUGGUCGUAUUCCUGAACCGAUUCUUGGAAAAAUCACGCUCGCUGUGCUCAAAGGAUUGAGCUAUUUACGCGAUAAACAUGCAAUCAUGCAUCGAGAUGUUAAACCAAGUAACAUAUUGGUAAAUAGCAACGGUGAUAUCAAAAUUUGCGAUUUUGGCGUCUCCGGACAAUUGACUGACUCCAUAGCAAAUUCGUUUGUUGGCUCACGAAGCUAUAUGUCGCCAGAGCGUAUUAAUGGUGGUCACUAUUCGGUGCAGUCUGAUAUAUGGUCAUUGGGUUUGUCACUUAUUGAAAUGGCAAUUGGUGUGUAUCCAAUACCUCCACCUGAUUCAAAAUUCAUAGAUCAAAUACUCAAUGAGAAUUCGAACCAAUCACCGAAGAUGCCUGAACCGAAGAUGAUGGCCAUUUUUGAUCAGCUUGAAUGUAUCAUUAACCAACCACCCCCACGACUCGAACACAAAACUUUUAGCGCCGAAUUCACAGAUUUUGUUGACAAAUGCUUGAAGAAAGAUCCGAAUGAGCGAGCCGACUUAAAAACACUUUUGGAACAUCCUUGGAUUGAAAAGUAUGAAAACGAAUAUGUUGACGUUGCUGGAUGGGUUUGCGGUACGAUGAAUUUACCGCCAUCAACUCCAAACUAG